CCCUCCUUCCCAUUCCCUCCCGCGCUGGCUAUAAAUAACGCAGUCCUACUGCGCUCUCCUCGCACUACUCUUCUUAGUCAAUACCUAUUAAUUUAAUUUCUUCAACUCUGAGUUAAAAAUAUGGCUGCCAAGUUUGGCGGGGAGGUGACCGCGGCGGCCAAGCAUGCGGCGGGGGAACGGGUGAGCGUCCUGACGUUGUCGGACGAGAAGAUUCAGAAGUUCUACGCCACCCAUGUCCACGGGGACGACAAGUUCGACGUCGACUCUCUGUUCGUCGUCGUCGAGAACACCCUCAAGCAUGCAACCCACAUCGUCGACAACUAUGUGCAGGGUGGUGGGCAGUCGUCGACACAUGGUGUUCUUCGUGACUUGCUGCAGGGCGCCCAAGCUAUCGUGGAACAACAAACCGAUGAAAGAGCCCCCAAAGCCAGUUUCAGUCCUCCCUUAUGCACUCUCAAGCAAAUCUCCUGCGAGCUGCAAUGCAAGCCGCCAGGCGAGGACAUUGCCCACAAGACAACGCUGGCAAUACUCAACAAGCUCUCCAACUACUCAUGGGAGGCGAAAGCGAUGCUGACCUUAGCUGCUUUCGCCCUUGACUACGGUGAGUUCUGGCUUCUUGCCCAGUCCCAGUCCUCCGACCAGCUCGCCAAGUCCCUGGCCGUUCUCCGGCCAGUGCCCGUCAUCACCAAGCCGGCCGCCCUGCAAAAGCACAAGAAAGCUCUUAUCGAGCUCAACAGCUUAAUCAGAGACACGCUUGAAGUGAUAGAGAGCAUCUUUGAGUUGGAAAAGCUCACCAGCUAUGAGCCCAAGGACAUACCCGCCUUGGCCGGCAUCGUGCACGACGUCCCCGUCCAUGUCUGCCAAGCCAUCAUCACUGUUGUCGCUUGUGCCACCCAGGUCACUUGCCUUGUUUGCGACGAGGAUGUUUUGUUAUUUCAGUGGCAAGACGCAGGUGCUGUCUCUCUACGCGCAAGGUUACGCUCUGUCCUCACCAAGCUGAAGACCCAGCUCAUGAUUUGCAAGAGGCAAUUAGAGGCGGUGGAGACUCACCGGAGGCUAAGAAAGCUUUUUCAAAUCCCCACGGAAAUCGUGAUGGUUUUCCAGUCACUAAUAUUUGGCAAGGAUGAUGCCCACCUCCUCCUCUUUGAUGGCUCAUCAAGAACAACGGUGAAAAUCGACGUAUUGAGGAGGAAGAACGUGUUGCUCUUCAUCUCCACGCUGGACAUCACCGACGAAGAGAUUCAGCUGCUCCGCCCGGUCCAUGAUGAGCUGAAGAAGCAAAGCCAGUACAAGAUCGUGUGGGUGCCGAUCGUCGACCAGUGGACGGACGAGCUCCGAAUGAAAUUCGAGAUGGUGCGGGGGAAGAUGCCGUGGUACGCUGUCAAGCACUUCUCCCUCGUCGCCGGCGUCAGGUACAUCAAGGAGGAGUGGCACUUCAAGACCAAGCCCAUCAUCGUGGUGGUCAACCCCCAAGGUAAGGUGGAGUGCUCCGAUGCCACCCACAUGAUUCGAGUUUGGGGCAUGAAGGCCUUCCCCUUCACCGUCGCCAUGGAAGCCAUCCUCGCCGGCGGAAGGGACUGGCUCGCCUAUAUUGGCAGCCACAUUCACCCUUCCAUUCCAAACUUGAUCAAAGAGAAGAAGUUCAUCUUUUUCUACGGCGGCACUGACUCCGACUGGAUCACCCAGUUCACCGCAAAAGCAAAUGCCCUCGCUGCCGACACCCUCAUCAAGGAACAGAAGAUUUCCAUCGAGCUCGUCCAGGUGGGGAAGGGUGGGAAGGGAGACAACUCCACCAUUCUGAAGCGCUUCUGGGACGGCAUAGAGAGCUUGUUCCUGACCAAGGUGGUCGGAAAGCCCGACGACGUGACCCGGGAGGUGCAGAAGCUGCUGACCUACAAGAGCGAGAGUGGGUGGGCGGUGUUCAGCAAGGGCUCCGAGGUGAUGUUCAGCGGCCACAGCACGACGGUGCUCAAGGCCCUGGAGGAGUUUGAGAAAUGGAAGGUGUUCAUCAAGGAGAAGGGGUUCGAGGUUUCGUUCAAGGGGCACCAUGAGAAGGUGGUGCGGACCAUGCACCGGUGUAGCCGCUUGGACGUGAGGGCGGCGCUGGGAGAAGUGCCGGAGGUGGUGCAGUGACCAGAUUGCCCGAGAAAAAUGGAGAUGGUCAUCAGCUAUAAGUGCUGCCAUGUCGAUGGUGCCAUUAAUGGUCUGCACUGAGAAAUAUAUAUGUUGUCCCCUAAGCUAGUCCUUUAUUGUUUUGGUUCUGCUGCUGUGUUGGUGAAGGUUUCGGUUGAUGUGUUUGUGCUUUGGGGUUGUGGUAGCGUGUUUAGUUAGAGUAAGGAUGGAGGGUCUGUUUUAUGCAGUAACUAGGUGUGUGUUUGGUUGUGUGUGAAGGUUUAGUCUUCCUUUGUAUGGAAAUGUCUGACAACGCCUCUAUUGACUUCGGCAGUGCAUGUUGUUAUAGCCGAAGCAUUAAAUAAUAAUGAAUCGAAUCAUCCGUCAGUGAUAAAUAUUAUAGUAAUAUAUGAUGGUUUGAUUUAUUCUGUUAA
Malania oleifera is the source of this 2546-nucleotide messenger RNA. RefSeq names its product protein SIEVE ELEMENT OCCLUSION B-like. The transcript has 7 exons. NCBI's taxonomy places the organism in Eukaryota, Viridiplantae, Streptophyta, Magnoliopsida, Santalales, Ximeniaceae. Gene Ontology annotation, biological process: phloem development. The coding region runs from base 121 to 2133 and encodes 670 amino acids. The record is from RefSeq and is a predicted model, not a curated record.